AUGGAGGCAUAUUUGCGAAUUGGUUUAUAUUGGCUUGUAUUAUGGGAUUCUUUUUUGGUGACUGCAAGAACCCCAAACACAAAGGCAGGUUUGGCAGAAGAGACAAUCCAAGGUACAUAUAAACCACCCAUGCCAACAGAGUUACCAACAGAAGCUGACCGAUGCAGGGGAUACUAUGAUGUAAUGGGUCAGUGGGACCCACCAUUUAACUGCAAUGCCAGCAGUUAUUUGUACUGCUGUGGUACAUGUGGAUACCGCUUCUGCUGCCAGUUCAAGCAUGGGAGGUUGGACCAAAGCAUGUGUUCAAACUAUGACACCCCGAACUGGGCAAACCCUGAUAAGCCACCUGCCCGAGGAGAUGAGUCAACUGAUGACCCCAGCAAGGACAAGACCAACAUGAUUGUCUAUAUUAUUUGUGGUGUGGCUGCACUGAUGGUAUUGAUUGGGAUCUUCACCAAAUUGGCCGUGGAGAAGACUCAGAGGCCAUCAACUGAAAUGAAUGUUUCUAGAACUCUGACCGAUCUCUUGAAGCAACCAGCUCAGAUUGACUUCUUAAGUGAUGGGCAUCGAGGCAGUGUACAGGUCCAAAUCACGGAGAUUAUACCAAGAAUAUCACCACGGAACAGUAUAGAUCACACACAUUUCAGUAAUUUGGGAUUGACAUCACCUUUGACACAGAUCGGCAUUCCUCUGACUCAGAACAACAGAGCACACAUAGUGUCUGGUAUCCCAUUACAAGAUCAAGAUUUCUCAAAAUAUGCUACAAUAAAAACUUCAGAAACUGCAUCAGAUGAUUUUUUUAAGAGAUUUCCAGUUAUGGAUGUUGUUGGAUCUUCUCAGUGCUACCAGCCUGGUGCUUUGAUAACCCCAGACAACUCCUCUUUGCAAGAUAAUUCCCCCAUUAUACCCUCAAAGCCAAAUAAUAAGAUUAAAGUCUCUAAAACCAAUACACACCCUUUAGCAGGGAAUGCAUUUCAAGUUCGGGACCCAAAUCAUCAUGACAUUCGAAGACAAGUUUAUGCCGGCAAGAGACAGUUCAGCAUUGAAAAGCUCCCUGAAUUAUUCAGCCAUCAAGGUCAUUAUAACAGCACACCUCGCCACUUCCCAAGCAACAGCAAGACAGAGGUCACUGUUUGA
Molecule: messenger RNA, 1137 nt
Organism: Nanorana parkeri
Lineage: Eukaryota; Metazoa; Chordata; Amphibia; Anura; Dicroglossidae
Gene: SHISA8
Product: shisa family member 8
Exons: 4
Coding region: 1-1137 (378 amino acids)
Biological process (GO): regulation of short-term neuronal synaptic plasticity; regulation of AMPA receptor activity
Cellular component (GO): AMPA glutamate receptor complex; postsynaptic density; dendritic spine membrane
Source: RefSeq, a predicted model, not a curated record